AGUGUCACUGGGUCUGGGUCUGGCUGGGUGUUGUCCAUAUCAAAAGAGUGAAAAAUUGGUUUUGAAAAUUACUUGAAAUAAACUGAAUUUAAUUCGUGUUGACUGACCAGAGUCCGCGAAUUAGCUGAAGAGAUGACUGAAAUUCACAGAUUUGGGAAUAUCGUGAGCCCUAUCACAUGCCACGCCUGGAACAAGGACAGGACUCAAAUCGCCUUGUCCCCAAACAAUCAUGAAGUCCACAUUUACCACAGAAGUGGAUCUGAGUGGAAACUACUGGACACUCUCAACCAACACGAUCUUCGCGUCAUGGGGAUCGAUUGGGCCCCAAACACAAACCGGAUCGUGACUUGUGCCGCCGAUCGAAACGCUUACGUUUGGACCCAAGACAAGGAAAACAAAUGGAAGCCAACACUGGUUCUUCUCAGAAUAAAUCGGGCUGCCACCUGUGUAAAAUGGUCUCCUUUGGAAAACAAAUUCGCCGUCGGUUCAGGAGCCAGACUGAUCUCAGUCUGCUAUUUCGAAUCUGAGAAUGACUGGUGGGUUUCCAAGCAUAUUAAGAAGCCUAUUAGGUCAACUGUCACUUGCUUAGACUGGCACCCAAAUAAUGUUUUACUUGCUGCUGGUUCCACGGAUUUUAAGGUCAGGGUUUUCUCUGCCUACAUAAAAGACAUAGAAAAGACUCCUGAAGCUACUCCUUGGGGCUCAAAGAUGCCUCUGGGGCAGCUGAUGGUGGAGUUUGUCAAUUCUGAGGGAGGUGGUGGUUGGGUGCAUAGUGUCAGCUUUUGCCCUGAUGGUAACAAAGUUUGCUGGGUGGCACAUGACUCAUCAAUCAAUAUGGCUGAUGCCACUGCUGGGAGUGUUGUUCAUAAAUUGAGAACUGAGUAUCUGCCUUUUUUGAGCUGCACUUGGAUCAAUAACAAAUCAGUGAUUGCAGCUGGCCAUAGCUGUAUUCCAAUCAUGUAUAGUGUUGAUGGAAAUGGUCAGCCGAUUUUUGUUGCCAAACUAGAUGCUUCCCAGAAGAAGGAAAGUGGAGGUCUUUCUGCCAUGAGAAUGUUCCAUUCCUUGGAUAAGCAGGCCAGGGUAGAGACAUCAGAUACCAAUUUGGAUUCCAUACAUCAGAAUGCUAUCACUUGUUUGUGCAUUCAUUCUGGUACUAGAGAGAAGGUUUUGAAAAUUUCUACUUCUGGAGCUGAUGGUCAGUUGGUUAUUUGGGAUUUGAACACUCUGGAAAGGUCCAUUCAGAAUAUGAGAAUUGACUAAAUAGUUCCAACUCUUUUUAAUAAAAUUAAACUAUGAGGAUUC
Phaedon cochleariae (mustard beetle) is the source of this 1302-nucleotide messenger RNA. The record is from the annotation of a GenBank genome assembly. Lineage: Eukaryota; Metazoa; Arthropoda; Insecta; Coleoptera; Chrysomelidae.